Molecule: messenger RNA, 2650 nt
Organism: Seminavis robusta
Lineage: Eukaryota; Bacillariophyta; Bacillariophyceae; Naviculales; Naviculaceae
Source: the annotation of a GenBank genome assembly
GUCCCUCUCAGUCGAUGCCGUAUCUUUGCUCUAUUUUGCCAAGGAUACUACCUAGCUCUAGCUACCGUAGCACCGAUAGAGCCCUCCACUCAUCACAAUUCUGUCAAUCAACUUUGUUGUUGUGGGGCUUUGAAUUCAUCCUCAUAGAUGCAUAUGUCCGUGGCCCUUGUAGUCUGCUUGUGAUCUGAAAAUCUGAACCAUGAAGAAGUCUUACCGGUAUUGGAGGCAGAGCUUCAGAUUGUUCUUUCGUUUUUACAUUUUCUUGUUCUGUUCCGGGCAGCCUCAAGCACGUCCUUUCCAGCGAGAUGAUGAAUACAAUGAGGAAGUUUUGGAUCCCAUUUCUAUUUAUGGUUCUCCUUAUGGUGGUUACAGCAGAGCCACGCAAAGUCGCCUUGCGUCUCUGCCACUCAAGCUGCCGGAUCAGGUUCUACGCGACAAUGAUGCUCUUGAUGAUGAGGUUCAAUACUGGGAAAUUGCAGAUGGACUUGGUCGAAACUAUGCUUGUCGAGCCUACAAUGAAGAUGAUCUGGAACCUGAAAGUAUGAAAGAUAGUAUGUUUCAGGUUCCAACGGCAAGAACAUCAGUCGAUGUCGAGAAUCAAAAGAAUCGGGAUGUUGCCUUUCGGGCUGCCCGAGUUCUUGGCCAUGGCAGACGCAAAGUGGAUCCAGCGUUGCAUGAUCUAGAGGAUUCAUACGUCAAUGAGGAAGGUCUUGACGAUGAAGACGACUUUGGACCCGACGAAGAAAGAACCCUAGAUGACAGGACCAUCAAUGAAUUUACAAUCCUGGAUAUUGAACAAAAAGUGGAUGUUUUGGACAAUGUGUGUGUCCAGAAACGCAUCGGAUAUUGGACUUAUGAGUGGUGUUGGGAGGGAAAGAUUCAUAGGUUCCAUUUGAAUGUCCCGCCACAAGACGCAGACAACAACAAGAGGAUAAAAGUGGAACGAGUGUCCCUCCUAGGCUACCAUGACAACAGGAAGAUACGUGUUCCUUCAGAAGACUAUCCUUCUGCAUACAAACGAGAGCCUGAGGCCGAGCCAAUGGGUUGGAUCAAGGAAAGGUACACGGGCGGGGAUAGGUGCAAGGAAGCAGGAAACAGGAAGUAUAAAGUUAUCGUGAACAUUCGGUGCUGUACCGAGAAAGAAACACGAUCCUACUCGAGCACAACGCUUGUGAAAGGGACACCCACGGAUAUUGCGCUUGCAGCCCUAACCAGGAUACGUGAGGAUCCCAACCGGCCUUGUCGCUACAUUAUGGAUGUUUGCACGCCUGUAUUGUGCGAGGAGACGGACGUUUACGAUAUCUAUGAGCAGAUUGAUGAAUUGGGGCUGGAAGACGACGUCGUAUCUGAUGACGACAACGACGACGACAAACGGCGUCAUAAAAGCGAUGGCCAAUCGCCCCUCAACCAUUGAGUUUCUCACUGUUUCCAAUAUUCUGGAUGAGACUUUGGGGGACAACUGUCUGUACAGCGCCAGAGUAGGUUGGUGGACCUAUGAAUAUUGCCACAAACACUACAUCCGACAGUUUCAUGGCCCUGAAAACGCUAGUGGAAAGGCCAAACCAAACUUCAAAAAGACAAACCCAGCAGAUGACACACACUUCCUCUUAGGAUACUACAACAAAGAUAGGGAUCCAUUGUCAGAACCUGAAGAAUGGAGGCACAUUGUCAAUAGAACUUCCGAUACUUUGCUGGAAGGUCUCCAUGGCACCGUUCGCCAUGGUGGAAAUGGCGCUUACUUUGAGCUUGAAUACACAAAUGGGGAAGUGUGCUUGCUGGAAGAUCCAUCCGAAAACGAGUUUCCCGCCAUGGAGCGUGCAUGUACCGUGCGAUUGUCUUGCGAUAGCACUUUUGCUGUAUCUGUGCAAGAAGACAGCACAUGCCAUUAUAUCGUUGAAGUGACGAUACCAUCCCUAUGUCGUCAUCCUCUCUUCAAGCCAGCAACGACCAGAAAACGGAUUGUCAAGUGUCUGGAAACGUUCGACGAACAAGGCUAGCUAGAUCGGGCUACCGGAAUACUUGGGGGGUUGAUAACCCCGAAGCAAAAGGGCAGCCUGGUUUGCAAUCAAACACGCUGCGUUUUUUGUAAACUGAAGCCCCAAAGUCGCUCCUCCAGCAUCUAGUAGGGUGGGAUGAAACUCAGUGAAUGAAGGUUUCUGUUGCUCGCAACGCGGCCAACCACUACCGGUACGCCUUGACGAAGCCUGAAGUGCGGGUACCGGACUUCGGAUGCACGAACAAAGAGCUGCGAGAUUACGUGUAAAGUGCACACCCUGCUGUUGGCGUUGAUAUCGGUACCAAAGGCCAGGUGUUUGCACCUGGUGCAAAUCAAAUCGUGGCGCAUGCGCGUUGGUACCACAAGCUACUUCCACGUAUACCGCUACAUAUAUCAUUUUGGGCCCACAGGAGUUACAAUUGUUGACGGAACUGCCGUUUCUUGCCCAUCUGGGAAGGGUAUGAUUGCCAUGUUAUACUUCUAGCUACGGUAGCUAGUACCGGUACUGGAGCUAUGGGUAGCAGCUUCUUCAAGGCUUGAGCGGCUUAAAGGAUAAAAACCAACUCUUGCCUCGCCCAUCAUCAAGAAGGUUGGCUUUCCGUUCGCUAACUGCGUUAUUAGUUAGUUACAUAGUUGUACGUACCGGUACCGUAC